AUGUCUGCGGCUUUGGAUAUGACGCUCGACGAUAUUAUUAAGAACAACAAAAAGUCGGCCUCCACUAACACCAGGGGCCGAGGCCGAGCUUCGGGACCCGGACCUGCUCGCCGUCUCCCCAACCGUGCCGCUAAUCGCCCCGCGCCUUACGCUGCCGCCAAGGCGCCGGAGACUGCGUGGCAGCACGAUAUGUAUGCCGAUCAGCCUGUUGCAGCGGCUUUUCAAGGUCAAGGUGGUCGUGCGUCUUCCAUCGAAACAGGGACGAAGCUCUACAUAUCUAAUUUGGAUUAUGGUGUUUCCAAUGAUGAUAUUAAGGAGUUGUUUCUUGAAGUUGGUGACUUGAAACGGCAUACUGUUCACUAUGACAGGAGUGGAAGAUCGAAGGGUACGGCAGAAGUGGUCUUCUCGCGAAGAGCUGAUGCAGUAGCUGCAGUGAAGAGGUACCACAAUGUUCAGCUGGAUGGGAAGCCAAUGAAGGUAGAGAUUGUGGGGACAAACAUUGCGACACAUGCUGCUGUGCCCACUGUGAAUGGAACUUUUGGAAAUUCUAGUGGACCUCCUAGAAGUGGACAAGGGAGAAGUGGACCACUAGGAAGGCUGCGUGGCACGGCUAGAGGGCGAGGCGGCAAUCGAAGGGGCCGAGGACGUGGUAGAGGUCGUGAUGAAAAAGUAUCUGCUGAAGAUCUCGAUGCUGAGUUGGAGAAGUAUCAUGCUGAGGCUAUGCAAUUGAACUGA
Molecule: messenger RNA, 735 nt
Organism: Sphenostylis stenocarpa
Lineage: Eukaryota; Viridiplantae; Streptophyta; Magnoliopsida; Fabales; Fabaceae
Source: the annotation of a GenBank genome assembly